AUGGCUGCGUCCGCCAUGCUUAAAUUGCCUGAGUUCUGGGAGUCGGCACCCGAAACGUGGUUCGCACAAGCCGAGGCGCUAUUCGGCCUACACGGCGUUGAAGACGACGAGAGGAAGUUCUGGCAUGUCGUCACGGCGCUGAGCAACAGGACAGCGUCUCAGGUGACCCGCUUUGUCACCUCCCCUCCGGCCAGGGAUAAGUAUAACGCGCUGAAGGACCACCUUUUGAAGGUGUAUGGACUGUCCCAACUCGAGCGUGCGAGUCGGCUGCUGGACAUCAACGGGCUUGGCGAGCGCACACCGUCACAACUCAUGGAUGUCAUGCUGAACCUGUUGGGCGACGAGCCGCCUAAUUCGCUGUUCUUGGUGCUGUUCCUGCGCCAGUUGCCGGCCCACGUGCGCACCGCUCUCGGCAAUUCGGACGUCUCCGACCCGCGCGCUCUCGCUGAGGAAGCCGACAGAUACUUCGCCGCGACGCCCCGGGCAGCUCACGAGCACUUGGCACCUUUGCAGGCCUCUCCCGAUUUCCUGUCCCCGACGUUCGACCAGCGGAGGCCGACCGACCGGCGUGGGAAUCGACAGGAACGCUUCCAACGCGACGGCUGGUGUUAUUAUCAUGCCCGUUUCGUGCCGGGCGCCUUGCUCUUACGACGCGGGAAACGGCGGAGCCCGCCCCCUGUAGUGGCCGGGGCGGCGGGCGCUCCGAACCAGCUGCUUUUCGUGGUGGAUACGCUCUCCGGUCGCAAGUUUCUGUGUGACACCGGUGCGCAGAGGAGUGUAGUUCCAGCGGCCCCCGGGGAAGCGUCUGUGGAUACCGCCGGUCCGGCACUGCGCUCGGCCGAUGAAAAGCCCAUACGGACGUACGGGCUGAAGACUUUGAACUUGCGUUUUGGUACUCAGCGGUUCGUGUGGGAGUUUGUUGUCGCGGACGUUGCGUUUCCCCUUUUAGGGGCGGACUUUCUCUGCGCACACAACUUGCUGGUGGACAUUUUGCAUGGACGCUUGGUGGACGCUCGGACUUUCUUUUCCAUUCCCGGUGUCAGGAGUAAGGGAGAGCCCGUCUGUUUAUCCAGCUCUCUCGCGGAGGACAAUGUGUUUUUCCGUCUUCUGAGUGAGUACCCGAGCCUCACGCGUCCCACCUUCUCCGCGGUUUUUUCGAAGCAUGGUGUUGUGCAUCGCAUCGAGACGACGGGCGCUCCGGUCCACGCUCGCGCUCGUCGCCUCGACCCUGCUAAACUAUCUGUUGCCAAAGCUGAAUUUGAUAACAUGGAAAGGCUUGGGAUUGUUAGGCGCUCUAACAGCCCCUGGUCGUCUCCACUACACAUCGUUCCCAAACAUGACGGGGGGUGGAGGCCGUGCGGGGACUAUCGUCGACUCAAUAACAUUACCACGCCUGAUUGGUACCCGGUGCCCCACGUGCAGGAUUUUUCAGCCCUCCUCGCCGGUUGCGUGGUUUUCUCUAAGGUUGACCUGGUGCGGGGCUAUCAUCAGGUGCCCGUCCACCCCGCGGACGUCCCCAAAACGGCGGUAGUUACCCCGUUCGGCCUGUUUGAAUUUUUGAGAAUGCCUUUUGGUUUGAAAAACGCUGCGCAGUCGUUCCAACGCUUAAUGGACUCUGUUUUGCGCGAUAUGCCGUUCGUGUUUGUUUACUUGGACGACAUUCUUAUUGCAAGCAAGAGCGUUGAGGUUCACGUGCGUCACCUCCGGGAAUUGUUCACCAGGCUGGCGGCGCACGGCCUCAUUGUUAAUCCUGCGAAAUGCGUUUUUGGCGUUCCAACCAUUCAAUUUCUCGGCCAUCUCGUGAACAAGGAUGGCGUGGUCCCGCUUCCCUCCAAGGUUGAGGCCAUCACCUCUUUCGCGCGUCCGCGGUCGGCUCGCGAGCUGAGAGAAUUUUUGGGGAUGGUGGCUUACUACCACCGCUUCGUGCGUCACGCGGCUCACGUCAUGCGCCCGCUAUACGAGGCGCUCAAAGGUACUUCCCCCAACCACGUCAUCGCUUGGUCGGGUGAACUGUUAUCGGCAUUCGAAACUACCAAGGCUGCGCUUGGACAGGCAACGUUGCUAGCGCACCCCCUGCCGGAGGCUCCCGUUGCCCUUACCACCGAUGCGUCAGAUUUUGCAGUGGGAGCGGUUUAUGAGCAAUGGGUUAACGGUGCCUGGCAACCGCUCGCCUUUUUCAGUCGCCAAUUGGGUCCUCGCGAGCGCAAGUAUAGUGCUUUUGACAGGGAGCUUCUGGCCCUCUGGUUAGCGGUGCGCCAUUUCCGUUUUCUCCUGGAGGGCCGUCCCUUCACCGCGUACACCGACCACAAACCCCUCACGUUUUCAAUGUCCCGUUCGGCUGAACCGUGGUCUGCACGUCAGCAGCGCCAGCUUUCUUAUAUUUCCGAGUUCACCACCGACAUCAGACAUGUAUCGGGGAAAGCCAACGUGGUUGCUGACUGUUUGUCCCGGUCAUUCGCUGGCGCGGUUCAGCUCGGUUUGGAUUUCGCUGCCAUGGCCUUUGACCAGGCGCAAGACGAGAGUGUUUGCGCGUUCAAGUCUUCGGUUUCAGACUUGCUCUUACAACGUGUCCCAGUGGGCGACACUGGUGUCACCUUGUGGUGCGACGUCUCUACUGGCGUUGCCCGCCCCUUGGUUCCGGCGCGCUGGCGGCGUAAGGUGUUCGACGCGGUACACAGCCUCUCGCAUCCCGGUCGUAAACCGUCUGCUAAGCUGGUAUCGCAAAAAUUUGUGUGGCGGGGCCUUAAGAAAGAUGUGCUGGCGUGGGCCGAUUCCUGCGUCGCUUGUCAACGGGCUAAAGUUCAGUGCCACGUCAAAGCGCCCCUCGAACCUUUCGUCGUCCCUGAACGGCGUUUCGACCACAUCAAUGUGGACUUAGUGGGUCCUCUUCCGGUUUCCCAUGGGUUCACGCACGUGCUCACCAUGGUCGAUCGGACCACACGUUGGCCUGAGGCGGUUCCUUUGUCGUCCACCACCACUGCUGAUGUGGCUCGCGCAUUUAUUGGAACGUGGAUCGCGCGUUUUGGGACUCCGUCUGAUAUUUCUUUGGACCGUGGGGCGCAGUUCACGUCCGAGUUGUGGGGAGCGGUCGCCGAUAGCUUGGGGGUUAAGCUGCACCGUACCUCCGUGUAUCACCCGCAAGCUAAUGGACUGUGUGAACGUUUUCACCGCUCCAUGAAGGCCUCCCUUCGCGCUUGUUUGAGUGACGGGGACUGGGUGGAUAGGCUUCCUUGGGUGUUGCUUGGUCUUCGGUGUGCACCCAAGGAGGACCUGCACGCUUCUUCUGCGGAGUUGGUUUAUGGCCAGGUUUUGCGUGUUCCCGCUGAUUUCCUCCCUACUGCGACUGCACCGUGGUCGGCCGAAAGUCAAAGGGCGGACCUGCUCGAUUUUGCCCACGGUUUUGCCCCGGUUCAGACCUCGCAGCACUGUGUGCCCGAGUGUUUGCUUUUGGACAUCGGGGGCCGGAGGGAACUUGUUUCGAUCGACAGGGUUAAGCCCGCUUGCGUGGAUUCCUCCCUACCGUUGGAGGUCGCUCAGCCUCCCCGCCGGGGUCGCCCCCCUGGUCUUCGUAGGAGUGUGUCGCCCGUUAGUUCCGAGCCCGUGGCGGACGCUCCGUCGUCUAGUUUCUCUGUCCCGGACGUUCGGGGCACCCGUUCCCCCUCUGUUUCUGGCUCUGCCGCUCCGAACCAGCGUUCUCGUCGGGGACGGGCAAUCGUGCCCCCCAGUCUUCAUUUCAAACCGGGAAUAGUUGUUCAGCUCUGUGGCACUGAGAAGAGCACCUCUGUCCCAACUGAAGAUAUUGCGAGUUUAGAAAUAGAGGAUCUGACAGAUGUUGGUGUUGAUGUCAAUGACCUCAGCUCUCAGCUUGAGCAUACCUUGGCUUCACUUUUCCUGAAAAUGCAGACAAAACUGAACAUAUCUGAAAGUGCUCUCCAAGAAAUCAUCCAGGAAAUAGGACAGAUAUUUCAACUUUCAGAACCUCUGAUGUUUUCUGUGGUUGAGGAGAUACUCAGACGCCAUUAUCCUGAUCUUGAUAGCGCUGUUGUUAAGGAGGUCUUUGCAGAGUUUUACAGAGUCGCCAGUAAGAACCUUAAGAAAGAAUUCUACGAAGCUCUGGACCACCAUACCACUCGUCUCAUUGAUCUCUUCAAAUCCAAAAAAGGAGUUGCCGGCCAAUCAAUCAAUCGCCUUCUCCAGCCAAUCAAUACACAAUCAACAGCAGAUGACGUUGCCAAGGAGGAAAAGCCUGACAAUGAUGAAGUGGAAAAGGAGGAGGAGGAGGAAAGUCAACCACCUGCGUGCAAAAUACCCAGAAAGACCCCACUGGAGGAGCUUUUCGCGGAGGAAGAGGCAGAGAGCAAACUUUUACAGCAGAGCUCUAUGUCCAUCAAAAAACGGGCGGUCAUUGAGCUAAAUAUGUACCAGGAAAUGCCACCAGCUGUUUUGUCUCAGGACCCUGCUGCAUGGAGACACUAUUUGUCCGGAACGCUCACAGUUACUGCCUGA
Messenger RNA from Nerophis lumbriciformis (worm pipefish), 4506 nucleotides. The record is from RefSeq and is a predicted model, not a curated record. Lineage: Eukaryota; Metazoa; Chordata; Actinopteri; Syngnathiformes; Syngnathidae.